AUGGACAAAAGCUGGAUGAACUUGACUGAUCGACUUCGUUCGCCUGCAUACGCCGAUGGGGUUAACGCUUUCCUCACCCUGGCACGAAACCAUUCUCAGGGCAGUGAUCGCAUUUGGUGUCCAUGUCGUUCAUGCUGUACUAAUCUCUUCUUGCCUAUACGAAUUGUGGAGACUCACUUGUUUCUCAAAGGGAUCAAUCCAAAUUAUACCCAUUGGAUAUUUCAUGGGGAAGAGGAAACUUGGAGAUUCAAUGACGACGAUGACGAUAGUAACACUGCUGAUUACGCCGACGUGUACAUUGAUGACAUGAACCAUAUGUUAGAUGACAUCCGGGCAAGCACAUCCUUUGAUGUUCCCCAAGAUCAUGGUAAUCCAUUGGCAACUAGUGGUGAAAUUCCAGAUCCCUCCCCAAGUUCAUCUUUCGACCAGCUACUAGAGGAUGCCCGACGUCCACUUUUUGCUGGUUGUACAAAAUUCUCAAAACUAUCAUUCAUUGUGAAGUUGUUACACAUUAAGACACUCGGUGGAUGGUCAAUAAAGUCAAUUGAUAUGCUACUUAGCCUUUUGCGGUCUGCCUUUCCUGACGCUGAAUUGCCACAUUCAUAUGAGGAGUCAAGGUCAUUGGAGCAUGGUUUGGGUUUCAAUUACCACAAAAUUCAUGCAUGCCCCAAUGACACCAUCCUGUUUUGGAAGGAAAAUGCUAAUCUUGAUGAAUGUCCUAAGUGUAAGGCUUCAAGGUGGGUGCCUAAAACACACAAGGCACAUCGUAUCCCUCAAAAAGUGUUGUGGCAUUUUCCUUUGAAGCCAAGAUUGCAACGUCUCUUCGUGUCUGCAAAGAUCGCAUAA
Molecule: messenger RNA, 846 nt
Organism: Juglans regia (Persian walnut)
Lineage: Eukaryota; Viridiplantae; Streptophyta; Magnoliopsida; Fagales; Juglandaceae
Exons: 1
Coding region: 1-846 (281 amino acids)
Source: RefSeq, a predicted model, not a curated record